Molecule: messenger RNA, 1129 nt
Organism: Zophobas morio
Lineage: Eukaryota; Metazoa; Arthropoda; Insecta; Coleoptera; Tenebrionidae
Product: angiopoietin-related protein 1-like
Exons: 4
Coding region: 62-1042 (326 amino acids)
Source: RefSeq, a predicted model, not a curated record
AAAAUGUGUAAUCGGUGACCAACAUAAGUCGCCAAUCAGUGGUUUAUUGCUUAACAAGAAGAUGAUUCGCAAAUCAUUUUUCACUUUAUGCUUAUCAUUAAAUUUGAUUUUAUUUUCAUCUGAAAACGAUCAAGAAAAGUUUGACAUUGUUUCUACAAGCCAGCGACCAUCCAACUCCCUCAGUGUCGAACAAGCUCUAACCUCACAGAUUGAAAAUCUUAACACCAAACUCAAAGCUCUAGAAACAGAGCUAAAGCAUCGUAUAGAAGCUCUCGAAUCCACAAACAAUUUAACGUCAGAACAAUUAACACACUGUCUGACGACUCUUGAAUCAAAAAAUGUACAAGCAUAUUGGCUUAAGCAACACCAACACCCUCCAACUAAUUGUAGAGAAGUUAAAGACAGGGGUUACGAUGUUUCCACCACUUACCUAAUCAAACCAGACUUUGCCCCUAACGCCACAAAAGUUCUGUGCGAUUUAGAAAAGAAAGGAGGUGGAUGGACAUAUAUUCUUAACAGAUUUGAUGGGUCACAAAGCUUUGAUUUCGAUUUAGAAGAUUAUAAAAAAGGUUUUGGUAAACUUUCGGGUGAGUUUUGGCUGGGUUUAGAUAACGUUUAUUAUUUAACUGGUUAUAAAAUGAACGAGUUGCUGGUAGAACUAGUAGACUGGAACGACCAAUCGGUGUACGCCUAUUAUGAUCGUUUCAGGGUGGGUAGUGAAGAUGAAGGUUAUGUAAUGACUGUGUCAGGGUAUAACGGUACCGCUGGAGACUCUUUGUCUUAUAGUAACAAUAUGAAAUUUAGUACAAAGACGAAGGAUUUUGAUAAGUCAUCCACGGCAAGUUGUGCUGAAUAUUUCGAUGCAAGUUGGUGGUAUAACUAUUGUAUGAAAAGUCUUCUCACAGGAAAGUACUUGAAAGGAGAAGUUUCCCAAGAACACAAAGAUAAAAUUAUGUUCUGGCAGACUUUUCGGGGGACAGCUUAUAGUCUCAAGGAAGUUAGGAUGAUGGUUAGACCUAGAGUUAAAUCAGAUGGAAAUUAAUUGUCAUUAAAUUAAUUUUAUUUAAUGUUAAUUGUAGGUAUGCAAUAUUUCGUGUUUUAAGUUUUAAUAAAAUUUUUGUUAUUUUAA